Cryptotermes secundus is the source of this 840-nucleotide messenger RNA. RefSeq lists its product as uncharacterized. Lineage: Eukaryota; Metazoa; Arthropoda; Insecta; Blattodea; Kalotermitidae. The transcript is spliced from 5 exons. The record is from RefSeq and is a predicted model, not a curated record. Bases 121 to 726 code for a protein of 201 amino acids.
GUACUUAUGUUUGUGUUGUCAUUGUGUUACCUUGUUUUUAACGUUUUCAUCGAUAUUGGAAAUUUGAAAGUUAUACAGCCUUUAAUUCCGUAAAUAAGAAAAUACAUUACGAAGCUGAGAAUGGAGUAUGCAACUGUGCUCCUGCUGUGCGACAUCAUACUGCAAAAUUUCGAACCUACAUUGGCUGGAAAUUCUGAAGAUCGCUCUAUGGGUUACGGCCAUUCUCGGAAAAGGAGAAAUUUGGUGUUCAGAGGAGGAGGCAUAUUACAAUUUAUCUUCGGUUUUGGUAUACCGGUUACUCUCCUAGAUCAAAGCAUGACUAUGGGUGUAGUUUUGAAAUUCGGUUACGAUAUUCCUACGAAUGCAACGGUUUUCACGAAUCCUUACGCAGCCACUGAGAAACGAUCAGCGCGGAAGAACACAAGAUGGGACAUGUACUCGGUGCUGGAGGCCACUGUUGACAGGAUGAACCUCGACGGACGGGCUUGCGUUCUCAGAGCGAUUUGUGAGGCUGCCGACACAACACUGCUUUACAACGGCCUUGCAGGCGAGCUGCUACAUGUAUUGCUGACCCCGUCUACGACAAUGGAGGGGCACAGGAGUUACCUGGACACGGAGUACCAUGCUGCGGAGCGUCUUGGCUCGGAGAUCUCCGGCAGCUGUCACCUUCUGUACUCCGAGUGCAAAAUAGGACUUCUGGAUCUCAUUUCUAAGUUUGAAUUAUAAUAAUAAGGUUAACAUCCAGAAUAUAAUUCUCAUAUAAAUUUUCUGAAUUUCAUGCAAACCUGUAACCGUUUCCAUAAACAUUUUUACGUCUCAGAUAAAUCUUUGCAAUCAGUA